Molecule: messenger RNA, 4325 nt
Organism: Ficedula albicollis (Collared flycatcher)
Lineage: Eukaryota; Metazoa; Chordata; Aves; Passeriformes; Muscicapidae
Gene: CEP89
Product: centrosomal protein 89
Exons: 19
Coding region: 77-2515 (812 amino acids)
Biological process (GO): cilium assembly; mitochondrion organization; chemical synaptic transmission
Cellular component (GO): ciliary transition fiber; centriole
Source: RefSeq, a predicted model, not a curated record
CUCCGGGCAGGCGGCCGCGCCCUGCGGCUGAUGCCGGUGAUCGCUGAACACUUUGAAGUGAAAAUCAGGGAGGAAAAUGAAGCCCAAGCAAAGACAGAACCGUGUCUGGGGGUUGGUGCGCUCCUUUCUCUCAGUCCCGGGCCUGCCCGGCUCCUUCAGGCACGCCGAGAAAAAUAUAGCUCAUGGCCUGGUCCCUGCUGCUACCAUAGCUCCUAAACCUGCAGUUCCCCGCACCCCUCCCCCUCGUAGUCCAAACCCUUCUCCAGAAAGGCCCAGGUCUGCUCUAGCAGCAGCGAUCCUUACAACAGCACUAACGGGGCGCACUGUUGCUAUUCCUCACCCCCCGCAGCGAUCGCUCUCUGAAAGUGACUCCACCUACCUGGAACAAGAACGUCUUGAACCAUAUGCGGCAGUCUCAGAGCUCAGGAUAGGAUCUAACUGGGAACUUGAUGGUUGUGACAGAUCUCCUCUACAGUCCCUGCAAAUAUCAGACAAUUAUGGUGAAGAUGAGGACAUGGAUACAUUUCUGUCAGAUGCUGAUAAAGAGGCAGAGUCCAGUGGUCAGAGUAAUGAGAAAAGGGAAGGGAGCUUUAGCACCGAUGCUAUUUAUGCUGUUCCCUGCAAAACUAAAAAGGAAGAGUUUCCAUCAUCUCCUGUUCCUGAUACUGACAAGAAAGAGGUUUCUUCCCAUGAAACUGAAUGUCAGGUGAUGGUGGAUAAGUCAAGUGCACAAAUAGAAGAAGACCAAAAUCUGGACUUGAAUUUAAAGGAGGAAAAAGUAAUAGCUGAAAACCUGAUACAUGACAAACCUCCUCCAUCCCCAGAUGUGUCUCUUCGAGCAAGGCAAAUACGGGAAAAUAUAAGCAAAGAGAAGUUCAGAGAAUUGAAACAAGAAAACUGGUCUCUGAAGAAGGCAUACCAAGCUAUGGUGCAACAAAUUGAGGGAACAAAGCACAUUAUAGAAGAACAGCAAUUAAAGCUGAAGAAACUAGAACAAGAAAACAGAAGACUUAAAGAAGCUGCAGAGAACUCACAUAGAGAAGAGGAGGAAGCAGAACUACUUUCUCUCAGACAGCAAGCACAAGAACUGGUAGAUGAAAAUGAUGCUUUGAAAAUGAUGGUCCAUCGUUUAAAUGUAGAAUUAAGUCGCUAUCAAACUAAAUUCAGGUCGUUGUCCCAAGAAGAGAUUCUAAAGCUGGAAAGCUUACCCAUGAAAGGACCACAACCACCAUGGCUGUUGGAUAUGAAGUAUUUGUCACCUCUUCUGUUGGCAUAUGAAGAUAGGAUAAGAGAAAAGGAUGAUUUUAUUCUUGAACAUGAGGAGGAUAUGAAGAAUUUUAAAACACGAGUUGAAGAGUUGGUGAAGGAGAAUGAAGAUCUGCAUGAGCAAUUAAAGAACUUCAUUGCCCCUACAGAAUGGCAGCUGCUUCAAAAUCAGGCCAAGCUGGUCUUGGAAGAAAAUGGAUUGUUGGAGGAGCAACUCAAAAUUCAACAAGCUAAAGCAAUAGAAAGUCACAGACAGCAUGUUCAAGAAGCUUCAAAGUUAACCAAACAAGUAGUAGUCUUAGAAAACAAGAAACAGAGUCAAGAAAAAGAAAUAACAGAGUACCAGAAGCAGCUAGAAGCUUUAUGUUCUACAUGUGAAGAGCUGAAAGCCAGACUGGAUUGCAGAAUAGCAGCAGAGGAGCAAUUGGCUUGGGUGAAUGAAUUAAAGAGCUGUUUACAAAAGGAGCAGGAGAAAACGUGCUGUGAGGUGAAAGCUGCAAUGGGAGAGAGAGCAUCACUGCAAACUGAAAACAAGAAACUGCUCUUAGAGAAAAAUAACUUAAUGGCUGACAAGAAGAUCCUGGAAACUGAGAUGCAAAUGACUCAAAAGACAAACAGACGAUUAAAGAAGAAAAUAGAGCUUUUGCAAGUGAAGCUGGAGGAAUCAAUGGACAACGAAGCUGCAGCCCAUCACUAUCUAAGAAACCUUAUUGGGCUGGUGGAAAAGACAGCUAAGGAACGUGAUAAUCUUGUAUUUUGGGCCACAUGUUUGGAAAAUGAAAAUAACAAUGUUCUCAAGAAAAUCAUAGAAGGCAGUCUACGCUUAGGCAAAUUGGAAGAAAAAGUUAAGGUAUAUAAAAAGAAAGCAACUGUGAAGCUUGGAGAUAUCAGUCUCAAGAUGACUGAGCAGGAGAAAGAAUUUGAAAGGAAGAUUGCUCAGUAUGAGCAAGAAAAUAAGCACCUGCAACAUCUGCUGCAAGACAAACAGGAAACUCUCAAAGAAGUGCUGGAGCAAAACAGGAAAACAGAAGGAGAACUUGAAAUCAUGUGGGAGAGCACAGCCAAAGAAAACAAGAGAAUGAGAGAACUCUUACAUAAAUCCCUGGGGAAGAACGACAUGUCGAGUGUUGUCACAGUUCAUGAACCAUACCCUCAGAAGGACCUAGUUUAUGGAUAUGAUUUUAGCUAUUGUGAUGUGAAAACUUCAUCCCCUGCUAUCAGUGAUAAGAGUCUGCAUCCUAUCCAAUAAAGAGAGCUUGGUGCCUGCAUUUUACUUUUUCAGCAAAACAAGGUGUAAUGGAAUGUUUACUCUGUACAAUAUUACUGUAUAUUUAAGAUAUUCAAAAUGACAACAGCAUAUUCUCUGUUGAUACUGUGAAUAAUGUAAAUCUAGCCUAAAAUAUUAUUUUGCUACUUGAAGAAAAGGCUAUUCCUUCCUGUGAUACAGCUCUGAGUUAACCUGUAAAGACAAGUAGUUAAGAGGAUAAGGAGCUGGUAAGCCUAGUGUUUAGCACAGACACACACCAUGCCACAAAACAACAGCAAGACAGUGCCUGUUAAAAUUAAAAGGACAAGUUUUGGUAAAUUCUCUCUAAAACACCAGAUGGAGUAUGAUCCAGGCUGGGAAAAAAAAGCAUGGCUUGUACUUUUUCUCAUGAGAAAGCACCUUGACUUCUAGAUCAUGUGCCAAAAAUCUUGUCAUCUUAAGGACAGAGAAAAUUUGUGGAGCAGACAAGACUGAAAGAUCCUCAUGACAACUGCUGGUGCCUGAAUGCACAACUGUCCACUGUGGAGAUUUACAGGAUCCCUGUAGGUGUUGGGAAGCCCCUACCAUUGGUUUGCCAAGGGGAUGAGCUGCCAGCACAGGAUGCAGCUCCCCUACAGAUUGUUUUGUUCAUCCUGCUUCACAUUCAGUGGCUUUAAAAGCCACCCAAAGUAUUCUCUGAAGCAGUGAUUAUUGUAUAUGUCUUUAGAUUAUUGAUGUCUAUUUGUCUUAGCUUUCAGAUUUCUUGAUUUUUCACAAUAUUGCACAUCAACUUGGUAGUAGUAUGUAUUACUAUGAUAUGACUUUGUUUUGGAUUUACAUAUAACUUGCUGGAUCAGCUUUUUGGUUUUGCUUAAUUUUCAUAAUGAAAUACAUAUGGUACCAGAGAACUGUAACAAUACAAAAAACAUGUAACUCUCAUAGUUCUGUAAUAUUAGAAAUAAUGAAGAAUUUAAUUGGCUUUGAUCAAAGUUAACAAAAAGAGUAGAAAACCCAAGUUAAAAUACUAAAAAACAAACAUAAUGUUUGUGUCUGGAAAGGUUCCUGCAGCAAUUUCCUUCGGGGUUAAGGCCAUGACCCAGCAGAAUAGCUUUAUUUAGGAGAGGGUGGGGACAGCACAUGAUAUUCAGGGACAGGUAGAUGUACAGCUUCAAAGCCAGGUUCUGCAGUACAGUGCAAAGUUUAAAAAUCUACAGACUUUCAAAGCACUGGGAGAAUCUCAGUGCACUCAGAUACUACCCUGAUUAUGGGAAACCACGAAAGUAGCUGAGUCAUAUCUCUGCAAGUGAGAUUUUAAAAUGUACUUUAAUUACUUUCCUUUGUAGCAAUAAAACGAGUGCAACAACCUUUCCAGGUCAUCAAGAUAACACUUCAGCAUGCCAUAGUCUUUGAGACACUGAUUAACAGAACUACUCUAACAUCUUUUGGUCUCUGCCCAGACUCUUAACAAGAGCUUUGAAUCCUUUCAUUGUCCUGGCUUUUUCAACUUGAUUAUUUUAGGACUCCAUGCCUCAGCAUAACAACCAGAAACUAUUUUUAGGCACAGUCUUAAAUAACUUCGUUAGUAUGUGAAAUUGUCAUGGGGGUGGUCUAUCAGUAAAGCAGUCCUGUCCCCUGUCGAAUUUGAAAAAAAAAACGGCUUUGAGAUAGCAGGUCUGAAAUACCUCUUCAGGUAAGUUAGACAGGCAUACACACUUCUCUCAUUUCCACACUAGCUCCAAUCUGCAGGUGUGCAGACUCUGGAAGAGCAUCAAACAUGGCCAUACCCACAGCUUUUCAUGUUUUUAAAGGCAGG